This is a messenger RNA of Halteromyces radiatus, 291 nucleotides long. RefSeq lists its product as uncharacterized. The coding region runs from base 1 to 291 and encodes 96 amino acids. The transcript has 2 exons. The record is from RefSeq and is a predicted model, not a curated record. Lineage: Eukaryota; Fungi; Mucoromycota; Mucoromycetes; Mucorales; Cunninghamellaceae.
AUGUUAAUCAAAUCAGUUUCUUUGGCUCUCCUUGUGGUCGUUUCUUCUUCUGUUGCCAUGGCAUGUGACAAUGCUUGUACGUAUAGCAGCACUAAGGCUGGUCGUUGCUGGUACACCUGUGCUGAUCGAUGUUCCUGGACUGGUGGUCAUCAUCGUGAUGAAUUCUUGGGUGGAUUACAAAAUCGCGGCUAUUCCUGUCGACCUGAAGGAUGGAACACCUUAUCAUGUUCUACUACUGGUGAUUUCGGUUCUUGUAAAUCUCACAAGUGGACUUGUGGAGCAGGCUGUUAA